Silurus meridionalis is the source of this 3661-nucleotide messenger RNA. It is a transcript of the gene gcgrb, whose product is annotated as glucagon receptor b. The record is from RefSeq and is a predicted model, not a curated record. Gene Ontology annotation, molecular function: glucagon receptor activity; peptide hormone binding; gastric inhibitory peptide receptor activity. The transcript has 15 exons. Gene Ontology annotation, biological process: cell surface receptor signaling pathway; adenylate cyclase-activating G protein-coupled receptor signaling pathway. NCBI's taxonomy places the organism in Eukaryota, Metazoa, Chordata, Actinopteri, Siluriformes, Siluridae. Gene Ontology annotation, cellular component: plasma membrane. Bases 250 to 1779 code for a protein of 509 amino acids.
AUUGGGAGGCGUGGCUUAGCGAAGGAUUUGCUCUGGUUUUUGCGUCCCCGGCGCGCUCCACGGUCCGGCGGCGCGCGCUCUGCGUUCCCUAACACACACACACACACACAAGAAAGAUGAAGUGAAAAAAACAGAAGUGGACGAUGUGCAAACGCGCGCGGAGGGUCCUGGAGACGCGGUGCCUACGAUUUGCAGAGGUGCGAUGUUGAGGGUGGCAGAGUGAUGAUGCAGUGACUCUCAGGCUGAGUGAUGUUCCUGCGGUUGCUUCUGCUCCUGUUAACCUUCUCCUCACACACACAGCUCUGUCUGGCUCUGAAGACGUUGCGGGAGCAAUGGGCCAACUACAGAAAUGAGUGCAUUCAGGGUUACAACAGCAGCCCACCUGCAACAGGUUUGGUGUGUAACAGGACUUUUGAUCACUACACAUGUUGGCCUGAUGGCUCGCCUGGCACUGUCGUUAAUGUUUCCUGUCCGUGGUAUCUGCCGUGGUACCACAAAGUUAAGCAGGGUCGAGUGUAUCAGAUGUGUGGUGCAGAUGGUCGAUGGGCUAACAGUAAGAACACCACAGAGUGUGACGAGAACGAUGAUCGACUGGAAGAGUACUGGCUGAUUAUAAGUAAAUUCAGGGUGAUGUAUACAGUGGGUUACUCGCUCUCUCUGGCAGCUUUGGUUCUUGCGCUGGGAAUCCUGGCAGCCUUCAGGAAGUUACGCUGCAUGAGGAACAACAUCCACAUGAAUCUGUUUAGUUCCUUCAUUCUGCGUGCCGUGUCCAUCCUGGUAAAAGACGCACUGCUGGAUCUGAUCAACACCUCACACACUGGACCUUACCGCUACCAGGACCAGAGCUUUGACAUCAAGGUAAUGUCAGGAUGUCGGGUUGCCAUGGUGAUGAUGCAGUACAGUGUGAUAGCAAAUAAUUACUGGCUGCUGGUGGAGGGUUUGUACCUGCACAGUCUCCUGGUAAUAAGCGUCUUCUCUGAGAGAAACUACUUCUGCCUCUACCUGUGCAUCGGCUGGGGUGCACCGGUGAUAUUCGUGUUGCCGUGGGUGAUGCUGAAGUAUUUGUAUGAAAAUGAUCUAUGUUGGGAGAAGAAUAUAAACAUGGGCUACUGGUGGAUCAUACGCUCACCAAUUCUGUUUGCCUACCUGAUUAAUUUCUUUAUAUUUAUUAGAAUUAUAAAGAUUCUGAUGUCCAAACUUAAGGCUCAUCAGAUGAGGUACACAGACUAUAAGUUCAGACUGGCUAAAUCAACGCUUACACUUAUUCCGCUGCUGGGGAUUCACGCCAUCCUCUUCACCUUCGUCAUCGAUGAGUCCGUGAACAGGGAGUCUCUGCUGCGUCUCAUUCGCCUCUUCUACGACCUGCUCUUCAGCUCCUUCCAGGGUUUGCUGGUGGCCAUCUUGUACUGCUUUGUUAACAAAGAGGUACAGAGCGAGAUGCUAAAGCGAUGGAAGCGAUGGAAGCUGGGAAAAGACCUCGAGGAGGAAUAUCGCAACACGCACAGCCAAACGGCUCACGGCAAGAGCGCCAGCGUCAACGUGGCCUCGCCGCCAGAGCGCUCAGACACGCCCGAACCUGCAGCGCCUGCCCUGCCCUCGGAGGAGAGCCGCCGCCUGGUGAUUAUCUGCAGGAACGGCGCGGGAUUGGUGCACGAAAUGGACCGGGCGGGGCGUCACGAGGGCACCAGUAACUGCAGCUCUUUGACCGAGGACAUCUGCUUGGAGGAGAGAGUUCACAACACGGACCUCACAGCAGCCACCGAGGAGUGUGAUGUCUGAGGAGUUUGACGUCUGUGGAGCAUCAAGUUUGAGGGACCACUUUGUGUGUCUGUGUGACCAUCUGCUUUAUUUAAGAAUUAUGAAAUAUGUUUGUGUAUGGAUAAACUACACAUACACACUAUGCACACUCUUCACACACACACUACAUGCUAUACACAAAAAAAAUGGUGCACACCGUGAUAGUCAUAACAGGGGAGGGGCUUAGCUUGGAGUAGGCGUGUCCCGGUGACCCUUGCUAACCAUCCGACUGCAGUAAAGGUGCGUAAAUUUGUGGCGGCUUGCCAAUCGCAUGUAAACGCGUGGCUUUGUGUAAUUAUACAAAAGAAUAAUGCAGCUAGCUAGGCAGCUAGCGUUAGCAUGCUAGUUCCUCACUUGGUCAUCACGGCUGUUAAAAACCACAGCAGUUACACAUAAUGUCCUGACACUGUAGAAGAGUUUAAUCUUUUUAAACAAAGACCUAUGAUGGUAUUUCUUCGACCAUGAAGGCUCGCUAGGGCAUUAUGGGAAAUCGCAUGACCACAUGAACUUGAUGCCAGGCUUUCUAAACGUUCACACCAGCAUUCAAGCUCCAGCAGGUAGCUUACCUACUGUACAUUCGCACAGAGGUGUAUUUAUGGCAUAAUGAGGACUCGGACGAACCUCGCGCAAGCAGAGACGACGCUAAAACACAACACACACACACACACACACACACACAAUAUUUUAUUUCUUUCACACAUCAUGGUUCGAAUCCCAAAAUGCCAGAAUCAGGAGUGUGUAUAAUACUGUACAGGGGGUAUACCAGUGUGAAUAACAUCAUAAGUCAUAAUCGCUAAUUUUCCUAAACCGACUUCCACUGUAAUCCAGAUAGUAAGUAGUCAUUUCUUGAGUAUCUUUCUAGUGCAACUGUCACAUUGUUUUACAUCCAAGAUAAAAGAAAGAAGUUCACAAAGUCCACAUUUCUAAGCUUCAAGAGAAGAACAUUCAACAAUUCGUGAGUAACUACCUCAAAGGCACGGUCAGCUUUCGUACUAAAUCUGGAACGAGGAACAACUAGUAAGAUCUGUUUGGAGGAUCUGCGAUUCCUGCUGGAAUUAUGAGGUUGCAAUAACUAAUUUAUAUAGACAAAAGAUUGUCCAUGCGACGAAGACCAGAAUUUUCGAGUCAAUUCUAAAUUUUAAAAUUGAAAUUUCAAAUUGGUGUUCCGUGAGAUCUGUUUGACGACUUGGUUAAAGAGCUUCGAUAAUGGACAGAACUUUGUGGACACUUAACCAUAAGAUUGGUAUAUGCUACUUUUUGCGCCUCCCAUUCCACAUGGAGUCCCUAUUGGCUGUUAAUGGAACCCCCACUCUUCUGGGAAGAUGUUCCACUAGAUUUUGUGAGAUUUCAUUCAUCCAUUAGGGUAAUAGUAAAGUCAGAUAAAGAUGUAGGAAGACCAAAAAAGACCAAACAUGAGAAACUGAGCCCCUGAUCCAUUUCAUUUAUACAUCCGAGCAGAUGAAGGGUGUUGCUCAAUAGCAGGUGGGAUUUGAUCUCAUGAACGUCUCUGGUUUCGCCUUCGAAAAAAAGGGACGUAUCUGUUUGCGAGAACAUUUUCAAGUUUUUACGCUGCACAGAAAAAAUGAUGUUGAUGUGAAGGGAAGGAAAUAAUUUUCCCAGAUUUUUCUGGAUUGAAUGUGGGCAUGUCUUAAAAAGGGGACAUUUUAAGAUUUUUUUGUCUUUAGAACAUUUUCAGGUUCACAUAACACUGUGAACGGGAUGAGGAGUCCGCUAGGGAAUAGGUACAACACACACACACACACACACACACACAAUCUUUCUCGCUGUCUCUCUUUUCUCCAGUGUGCAAUUUCCAGGUUAUAAAUCAGACAGGAUGGAAAAGACAUUCCUGUGGGAAUCCAGA